Messenger RNA from Microthlaspi erraticum, 2220 nucleotides. The record is from the annotation of a GenBank genome assembly. Lineage: Eukaryota; Viridiplantae; Streptophyta; Magnoliopsida; Brassicales; Brassicaceae.
AUGGCGGCUGGGAGGAAUGCUAGAUACACUGACCAUGAACUGAGAGACGAAGAAUCAAAUUCUAGAUUUUCCAGGAAGGAAAGUGCUUACUCCAAUGAAGAUUAUGGUCAUGUUAGGAACGGUGUUCAUAAUCUAAGAAACGGGGAUAACAGUAAAGAUAGAGAUAGGAUUAGGCUCGGAGCUAUUCAAGAGAGAGAUAUGGUCAAUAGUGGGUUUCGGUCAGUGAAGAUCAAUCCAGGUAGUAGGGAAGUUUUCAUUGAUCGUGGUCCUAAAAGGUGCAGCUUUUCAGCUAGGUCUGUGGAUAAGGAACCAGGUGAGCUCUCUAGUGAGAGUGGUUCGGACGAUUUAGUCGAGUCGGAAUCAGUGGUGAAAGAUAAUGGAGCUGUGAAGCAGGUGGAGGAUAAAGCUCAAAGCCCUGUAGAGAAGAAGAGAAAGUUUUCGCCGAUAGUAUGGGACAGAGAUGGCCGUGAAAGAAGUCCGUUGAGCAGAAAUGAUAAGCCUGUGGAAGUCACCGCUCUUCCUCCCCCACCACCAUUACUAAAUAAGAGGUCAAGCCAGUCACCUAGUGUCAGUUGUGUUGGUAAUUCUCAAUUUCCAGAUCCCCCGGAAGUUGGUGUUCCUGCAGUUUCUUUGCCUGUUUCUUCAUCUCCGGUAGAGAUAUAUUCUAUGCGUGUUGUAGAACUAUCAUCAAAUGCUGGACAUGAUAGGAAACAAGAGGAUGCAACACACGUAGAAGACGAGGAAAACAUGCCUACAAGGCAUAUAUCAUCCUCUAGGUGGGCUGCUGGCAACAGUUCCCCAACCGACGAAGGUGAGAUAGUAGAAGAAGUGGGAAUAAACAAAAGGAAGAAGAAACCACUUACCGUGGAAAGGUUGCGCAAUAAGUCUCUUACACCUGAGGUCGGAGAGAUUGUGAGGGAAGGUUAUAGAUCAUCUGAUUCUGAUGAAAGGAAGCACCAUUCUUUUCCGGGAAGCAGGGAUGAUUCUGAGGAGAAAGAUGCUCUUAAGAGUGACAAUAUGGAAAUAGAUGAGGAGGAUCGCAGAAGACAGUAUUCUAGCGACAGCCUUAGUCAAACAGAUUCGGAUGAUGAAUAUGUUCGGCAUGAGACACCUGAACCUGCUGGUACCCCUUUGAGAAGUAUAAACAUGCUUCAGGGUUGUAGAAGUGUUGACGAGUUUGAGAGAUUAAAUAAGAUAGAUGAAGGGACGUAUGGUGUUGUUUACAGAGCGAAGGAUAAGAAGACGGGGGAAAUCGUGGCCUUGAAGAAGGUGAAGAUGGAAAAAGAAAGAGAAGGUUUCCCACUGACUUCUCUCAGGGAAAUCAACAUUCUUCUUUCUUUUCAUCACCCAUCGAUAGUGGAUGUUAAAGAGGUGGUUGUGGGUAGUAGUCUUGAUAGCAUUUUUAUGGUGAUGGAAUAUAUGGAACAUGAUCUUAAAGCAUUGAUGGAGACAAUGAAGCAGCGUUUCAGUCAAAGUGAAGUUAAAUGCUUAAUGCUUCAACUUUUAGAGGGCGUCAAGUAUCUUCAUGAUAAUUGGGUGCUUCAUCGAGAUUUGAAAACAUCUAACCUGCUUUUAAACAACCGGGGUGAGUUGAAGAUAUGCGACUUUGGUUUAGCUCGGCAAUAUGGCAGCCCUCUGAAGCCGUAUACUCAUCUGGUUGUUACACUUUGGUACAGGGCACCUGAACUUCUCUUGGGAGCAAAACAAUAUUCUACAGCCAUUGACAUGUGGUCAUUGGGCUGUAUAAUGGCAGAGCUUUUAUCGAAGGCGCCAUUAUUCAACGGGAAAACUGAAUUUGAUCAACUUGACAAGAUUUUCAGAAUCCUUGGCACUCCCAAUGAAUCAAUCUGGCCUGGUUUCUCCAAGCUGCCUGGAGUCAAGGUCAACUUUGUCAAGCAUCAGUACAACCUGUUACGUAAGAAAUUCCCAGCCACUUCAUUCACUGGUGCACCAGUCCUGUCCGAUGCUGGGUUUGACUUGCUGAACAAGCUCCUCACAUACGAUCCUGAGAGGAGAAUAACUGUUGAUGCUGCUCUUAAGCAUGAGUGGUUCCGUGAAGUCCCUCUGCCAAAAUCCAAAGAUUUCAUGCCAACUUUCCCUGCUCAACAUGCCCAAGACAGGCGUGGGAGGAGAGUGGUAAAGAGCCCUGAUCCUUUGGAAGAGCAACGUAGGAAGGAUGUGACAAAAAUGGAACUGGGGUCUGGUGGUCUUUUUGGCUAA